AUGAUUGUUCAACGGACAACGUCGCUGCUCGCCAUCCUUGCCGUGGUCGCAUGCGCUUUAUUCAUUCUUUCCAAGUCAACAAACACAACUUUCGAAACAGUUUCUCAUGUCAAAUUCGGCCCCUCGCGGUACAUACCAACGAAAUUCCCCUCAUUUGAAGACAUCCGCCAUCCUUUCCGCCCGGCGGCUCACGAACCUCCCGAGCAAGCACAUAGCACUAGCGGCGAGUCGAAAUGGUUCAGCGAUUGGAAAUGGCUUCAUCCUUUCUCGUCGUCCAUUACGCUUGACGAGCAUCGCACUGUGCUCCCUCCUUUACCCGAGCGUCCACCCGUGUAUACCUUUUACGAGCCGAACAGCAAGUAUGACGAAGCCCAAGAGAAGGCGGAUGGCCAGCUUCUUUUGGCGUGGAGACGUGCAUGGUAUGCUAAGGGCUUCCGGCCUGUCGUGCUCAGCCGCGCCGAAGCGAUGAAGAACCCUCUAUACGAGGAAGUGCAACGCCGCGAAUUGAAACCAGAAUUGGAACAAGACUUCUUCAAAUGGCUGGCCUGGGGUCAUAUGGGUAGUGGCUUAUUCGCGGAUUGGCUGUGUUUCCCAAUGGCUCGUUAUGAUGAUCCCAUUUUCUUGUACCUCCGAGCCGGCGCUAUACCUACUCAUAUUACCCGAUUCGAGACGCUGGAUCGAGCGCUCUUUGCCGGUGAGAAGACGCGCAUUAACGAUGCGAUAAAGUUUGCUAUUCAAGACCCCAGAGACGGUGCUUCGUCCAUUCUGUCUGUUAUCCCGCCAGAGUUCUUCGCGGUAGAGCAAUCCAACGCCUUGGCCUACUAUUCACAGAGCGUCGUAACAGCCAGUUACCCUCAACUCGCCGAGAAAUACGCCUCGGACGCCGCAGCUGGCCGGCAGGCUCUAGCUGAGCUUAUUGAUGCCCAUCUCCAUACUACAUUCCUCAAUAGCUUCCCAUCAGGAUUUACAGUGCUGAAGCCCAUCCCUGAUCAUACAACAGCAUUGGUAGAGCCUGCCAUGCAUCUCGCACAAGCGCUUUCCAAGUGUCCUUCUUCCGAGUUGCCCGGGCCGUGUCCGCCUAAUCGGCCUAAUUGCCAGCCAUGUAAUUCGAAGUCGAGGUCGGUUUCUAUCUCACAACCAAAGUCCUUCAACAAUGCCAGCGAUAUCUAUACAAUUGGCGUCUUACCACAUCCUCUCACUCUGAUUACUCUUCAGCGUGGAUCCGAUGAGGUCGAUACCGCUUAUAUUCGACGCGAGACAACCCGUGAUCCGUGGCUGGCCGAAGUUACCACGGAACUAGUUGGUGCGAAUCGUGCAGGCUCUACCCGAGUAGUCGCUUUUAAGGAGGUGGUUGCUGGCGAGGAAUAUGCGCACAGGACCUUCUGGAUGACUGUUGAAACCCUCUUGGCUAAGGAAGGCGAGGAUCUCCCCUCGACAUUAGUCUCUGAAUUGUCAUGGAAUUUUGGAUUUAAAGUUGACACCGAGGACGCUGAAGACGACGCUAAGAAGUUUCAGGAUGAAGCAAAAGAACAGCCAUCCUUAGUCAAAGAGUAUGAGUUGAUUGCGAAAGCGCGUAAUUGGCUUCACGACCAGCCGAACCGUGUCGGUCUGCGUAAUAUCGCAGAAGCUUGGAAUCUGGCAGAUAUUGAGGUUUGGCGAUUUGUCCAGGCUUACAGGGCACGCAGUGUCGUGGAACGACAACGAUGGGAGAAAGAAGAGCAGAACUUCCUUGGUGCUCGAGUUGACUGA
Molecule: messenger RNA, 1749 nt
Organism: Talaromyces atroroseus
Lineage: Eukaryota; Fungi; Ascomycota; Eurotiomycetes; Eurotiales; Trichocomaceae
Exons: 2
Coding region: 1-1749 (582 amino acids)
Source: RefSeq, a predicted model, not a curated record